Messenger RNA from Mangifera indica (mango), 4259 nucleotides. RefSeq lists its product as uncharacterized. The coding region runs from base 245 to 4015 and encodes 1256 amino acids. Lineage: Eukaryota; Viridiplantae; Streptophyta; Magnoliopsida; Sapindales; Anacardiaceae. The transcript is spliced from 9 exons. The record is from RefSeq and is a predicted model, not a curated record.
UCACCCUUUUCAAGGGUGAAAAAACUUCUUUUCAAAACAUCGUAGAAAGAACGCCUAGUACAACACAGUGACACACCGCACGCAGAGUGUAGAGUCUGCAAUUUCUUGUCGUUAGUUUAUUGAAUGGAAACGUUGAAGUACCGCCAGCUUCCCUCAAUCUUGUCCCUUAUCAGUAACCCAAAAUCUGCUUUUCUCUAUGUCUUAAUCAGGAUUUCAGUUCGUUUUGUUUUCAUAUGAAUUCAGAAUGCGCUCUCUAGAUGACGAUGAUUCUCAACAUAAACCAAUCAAAACGAACCCAAAGGUCGAUUUUCCCCAUACACAAAUACAGGAUUUCGAUUCCCAGUUUACACCUCCUCCUUCGCCAGGUGUCAGAGCUGAAGAAUAUGAUGAUAAGAAGUUGCAGUUUGAUGAUCGUGUUCCGGUUGAACAUGCUUGUGAAACUCAAGCACUGAAUUUUGAUGAUGAGCCCCAAACAUUUAACUUUGGCGAUGAACCUCAAGGAUUUAAUUUUGGUGAUGAAACUCAAGUUUUGAAUUUUGAUGAUGAACACCAAGCAUUGAAUUUCGGUGAUGAAACUCAAGUAUUGGAUUUUGGUGGCGAAACACAAGUAUUGGAUUUUGGCCACGAAUCACAACCAUUAGAUUAUUUAGAUGGUGUUGAAAAUAUAGGAACACAACGGUUGGAUGUGUUUGAUAACAGAGUUGCUGAUGAUAGUGACAAUGAAGGAUCUGAUAGAACGGAAGUUUUGGGUGAUAGUGAUGACAUCGCUGAUGAUGAUUCCGUAGGAAGAGGGAGUGAUCAGUGGCUAGAGAAAGAGAAGGCAUGCCCCUCUUUUGCUUUAGAAGGGCCCCAAGUUUCUACAACUCCUGUGACUCAAGGCACUCUACCACGAACAGGAUCUGUGCGAAGGUUUACUUCAAUUCGUGUGGCAUCCUUGCGUGCUUCUGGUAUAGCAGCCCGCAGUUUGGAUUUGAAGGAAACCAACUGCAAUUCUUGUUCUGCUCAGACUAAUGGUGUGUUUUCAGAUCAAGAUGACACUAGAAAUAAUUGGUUAGAUCCAAAAGUCAUGAAUGAAAUUGAUCAGGUACAUGAUUUGGAGAAAGACAAUGAGAAAGGGAAUGGAUUAAGGAAUGGAAACAAGGGCAGGCUCGGUUCUUUGACUGUGAGAAAACUCUUUUCUGAGGAGUCACUUUCUGAAAAUGAGGGACUUCCUUGUAACUAUGAGAACAUUGAUGGAGGAGAAAACCAAUUGCAGUUGCCUGUUUGUGAUGUAGAGUUGGCUGGGUUAAGCUAUAUUGACUCUCAAGAACCUGGAGAGUUGUCACAAGCCAAUGCCCUCAAAUUUGUGGAAAUGUAUAUCGAGAAGAGUAAUUUUGUGAAGUCUGAUCAUGAAAUGGACAGUGGAAAGAGUACCGGUGGGAAAUCAAAACCUGUUUCAAUUGCAAAAGGGCCACAAAGUUUGGCCAAGAAAGUCAAUAAUAGAAGCACAGCUGGAGAAAAAGGGAUUUUUGACUGGGAUGAUAACCAAGAAGAUGAAGGAGGGGGAGAUAUUUUCUGCAGAAGGAAGGAAGAACUUUUUGGUAGUGGAAACCAUGUGCUGAAAUCUUCAACUGAACCCCAGAAACCCAAAAAGAUACAAUUGGAUGUGUGCAGAGAUAACGAAAAACAGCUAGAUGUGCUUGAUAAAAUUGCAGUAUGCUCUGAUUCAAGAGUAAUGUUGCACAAUAUGAAAGAGAAUAAAAAGAAGGCACAAAAAGGUGGAAUGAAAUUUAAAAAGAAUAUUGCUGUUGAGUUAGAUGAAAAGUUUGAUACGGAUUCCUUAAGAGGACAGGUAGAAGAAAUUGUUAGUAAGACAGAUGUACCAGAGAUGUUAGAUGUUGGUCCUGACACUCAAAUGGCCGCUGAAGCCAUGGAAGCCUUAUUCUUUGGAGAGGUACUUUCUAACCAUGAUGCUGCUGGUCUACAAAGCAAUUCUAAUGGCCCUGCUGAGGGUUCUUUAGAUGCAAAAUCUACAAAUAAGGUCCAUUCAUCCAGAAAUAGUGUAUGUGUUUCAGAUGUUGGAGUAGCUACGAAACUAUCCAAGAAAAUUAAGAGAAAUGACAAUAGAUUAACAAAACCUUAUGAGAAAUUAAGGACAGAAUCUGACUUGCCAUUUCUAACGAAAAAACAGAAGAGGGCCAAGUCAACUGUUGAAGAACGUGUCAGUACCAGUGGAAGCAAAAUUAUGGAUGUGGUGCCUUCUAAGAUUAUUGGGCAAAGAACGUCAGAAGUGGGCUCCAAAAGCAGCCAUCGCAAGGAAUUCAAUAGAUCAAUUGAGAAGACUGAAACAGAAAGUGGUUGUUCAAUCAAACAACUGAAUUUAUCCAAGGAAGUUAGUACUUAUGUACCCAUUGCUUAUCGAACUAGGCAUUCUAAGUUAUCAAAUAAAUCAAAAACGCCUGAGCAUGUCCCUAGUGACUGUAGAGAAGAUAUUAACCAUCUGGAAGUUUUUGCUGUUGAAGGGAAUGGAAUUGGUAGUGCCGAUGUUGGAGCUUCUGAAGUGCAGCAUGCUGAAAGGAAAUCUUCUAAAUUGGGUAUCGAUCAAUCUGGAGAUCUUGAAAAGGCAAAACCAUGUAAACCUGAUAAAUUGUAUUCAGAGUUAACAACUACGAAUAAUGGAAUUGCUACUUUGAUACAUCCCAAAGGAAGAAGAUCUCAACGAAGCUCUUCAAGGAAGGUUAGUGAAUUUAAUAAGUUAGAUGUUCAAUCCAAGCCAUUUAUUCAGCCAGAAGGCAUCAGACAGUUCUCUGGGUGUAAAAGAUCACGAAGCACUGCUAGAAACAAUAGCUUUAUAUUAACCACAAGGAGGAAAACAAGAUCAUCUGUACAUGCUUGUGCAGUUGUUUCUUCUGAGGACCAGAGUUUGGAAGGGAAAUUUCCCGUCAAAGGUUCAAGUAAACUGGGGCCACAGAAAGCUGUUCCUGACUGUAAUUCUGCAGACAUGAAAGGGGAUAUAUCGACAGAAGUGAUGGCUGUGAAGCAAUUGCAGCACCCUGACAGAAAGAGUGCUGCACACUCAUCGACAUGCGCUGAAAAAGCAGUGAAUGACAAGUUAGAUAGAUCUCCUGGAGAGAAAUGUAUACCAUCUGAUUCAGCAUGUCUUUCCCCUGCUAACUUUAUGACAACUGUGAAUGCUGCAUCUCCUGUUUGUAUUGGUAAUGAAUAUCUUAAAGAAUCAUGUAAGAAAAACCUGUCAAGGUCAUGCCUUAUGAGGGAAAUCAGUAGCUUAAGUCCCACAGAAGCAGAGCCUGUUUCUCCAUUGAAAGAUUUGAGGAAGAGGAGAGAUAUGAGUAGCAUUAGAGUUUUGUUCAGCCAUCACUUGGACGAGGAUAUUAUUAAGCAGCAGAAAAAGAUUUUGGCUCGCUUAGGAGCUUCUGAAGCAUUUUCAAUUACAGAUGCGACCCAUUUCAUAACUGAUAAAUUUGUGCGCACAAGAAAUAUGUUAGAAGCAAUUGCUUCUGGCAAACCAGUGGUGACACAUUUAUGGCUUAAGAGCAUUGGACAAGUUAGGGUUCACAUUGAUGAAGAAGCUUAUCUGCUUCGAGACACCAAAAAAGAAAAGGAGUUUGGCUUUAGCAUGCCAGUUACUUUGGCACGUGCACGCAAGCUUCCACUUUUACAAGGUCGAAGAGUUCUAAUUACCCCAAAUAUAAAACCUAGUAAAGAAACAAUUUCGGGUUUGGUUAAGGCUGUCCAUGGUCAGGCGGUGGAGAGAAUAGGUAGAUCUGCUCUAAAGGAUGAUAAAGUCCCAGAUCUAUUGAUUUUAUCCUGUGAAGAAGAUUAUGGGAUCUGUGAGCCUUUCCUUGAAAAAGGAGCAGCUGUUUACAGUUCAGAGCUUCUACUGAAUGGCAUUGUUAUUCAGAAGCUGGAGUAUGAAAGGCAUCGUCUAUUUUCCGAUCAUGUUAAGAGAACACGGUCAACCAUAUGGCUGAAAAAGAAUGACCUUAAGUUUCACCCGGUGACAAAGCUUAAAUAGGAGGGACUUAUUUCUUAACCCUUCCUUUAAUGUUCAUCCUGUUUUACGUCUUCUAUGAAUAUGUUGGUGUGUAGGGACCUGUACAUAUUCGGUAUCUCCUACGAAUUUUGGGGUGUUAGGUUUUUGUAAUGCUAGGUUUGUAGGGGAUAUCACGGCUUUCUGAGGGUCAGUUCCUUGUUCAGAAAUGCCCAAGGCUGUAUAUCACGCUUUCUUUCCUCUUUGUAUAUAUAUAUAUAUAUAUAUA